This is a messenger RNA of Conger conger (European conger), 2306 nucleotides long. RefSeq names its product CD226 molecule (gene cd226). The coding region runs from base 93 to 1115 and encodes 340 amino acids. Lineage: Eukaryota; Metazoa; Chordata; Actinopteri; Anguilliformes; Congridae. Gene Ontology annotation, biological process: positive regulation of T cell receptor signaling pathway; positive regulation of type II interferon production; positive regulation of mast cell activation. The record is from RefSeq and is a predicted model, not a curated record. Gene Ontology annotation, cellular component: external side of plasma membrane. The transcript has 6 exons.
CUGUAGUGCUUUCAAACAGGAAGUGCUGGGUGAAGCUCCUCGCGCAUCAAUGCUGCAUUCAUUUCUUCUGGCCUGCCGUUGAGUGGAGUAAGAUGAAGAAAAUACAAAAGGAUUGCUGGUACUUCAUGGUACUUAUGAUUCUGCUCGGUUCUAUCAGAGAUGCAUGCUCAGAGAAGCUUGUGGACUCCAUGGUGAGGCUGGAGCGGAGUAUAACUCUGGAAUGCCUCUGUCCUUGGAGUGGAAACCUCAGCAUGAUAGCCUGGGUAAAGAUGCCAGGAAAGAAACAAGUCGCCGCCUUUCACCCGGAAUUUGGCCUUGCGACAUCUGAUGAAUACAAGGGAAGAGUGAACUUCUUGACCUCCUCCCGGAUGGAUGGAACCAUUACCAUCCUUAACACCACGGCCAGUGACGCUGGACUCUACCAGUGCUCCGUGCAGACAUUCCCCAGGGGAUCGUGGAUCAAAAACAUACUUGUGAAACAUCUAGUGGACAUAGACCUGAGUAUGGCAGACCCUAAGGGUGUUAAAAAGGGUAACACUUUCCUACUGAAUUGCAACUAUGCGGAUAUGGGGUCAGUCUACAACGUGACCUUCGAGAAGGUCGGGGAGAAAGGCAUCGACACGAUAGCCCGGUGCAGUAGGGUGGAGGGGAGGGUGGAGGAGACCUUCGUGGGAGUGGACUUCAAGGAAAGAGCACUGGUGAACUGUAGUGACGUGCUGGGCAUCAGCCUGAGGCUGCUGGAUGUGACAGAGCAGGACGAGGGGUUUUACAGCUGCCACUUCAGCGCUGAGGCCAGUGGGCAGACCACCACGGUGUCGCUGACCGUGUCAACAGAGGGUAGUUCUAUGAGCAUUUCUCCUGAGAUCUACAUGUACAUAUUUAUCGGAAGUGGAGUAUUAGGACUUAUUUUAAUCAUCUUGGCGACCACAUUGAUUUGCUGGCACAAGAGAAAGAAGAGGGCAAAAGUCAGAGCCAAGCUCCACCCUAUGCAAAGACGGCUGAUCAACAACUAUGAGCAGGCAGCUCUUUAUGACAAAAUGAAAAAGAAAAACAAGCACCAGGAAGAAAGCCAAGUGUAUGUCAACAUACCACGACAAACCAAGAGGAAGACAUAAGAUCCCUUUCAUAGCUGUCUGAGAUGUGAUCACCAUUCUAAUGAACGUUCAAGGGAAGUUUAAGCAGGACCACGGGCUCUUCCCACUGCCCAACUCAGGAGACAUCUCCAACUGCACCAUCCCGUUUCCCUGAUGUCAUCAUUAAUCUGAUUUCUUUGAGACUGAGAAUGUACUGUACUGUGAAUUUCAGGGAACCUAACCUAAUUUAGAAGCAAUCAUCCUUUUUCAAAGGUGUUCUUUUACAGCUGAACUCUCAAUACACAGCACAUAGAUUAACAGACUAAUUUAUGCUUUGCAUAAUUAAUGAAACUGCGUACAUGGGGAAAUCAAGGUAAAAGCAAUAUUGUUCCAGUAAAAAAUCUACUCACCCAUGUUCCUGUUCUGCAUAAUAUGGGCAAUAUAAUCUAAUAAUUAAAUUCCAUCCAUAAUUUUUUAUAUACAUAAUAAAUAUCACUCCGUUAAAAAGAUUUGGCAAGAUUUCUUCUGAAUCUGUAUUUUACCAAGCCUCUGGAAAAUGCUGUAGUUGACUGUGAAAUGGAAGUGAAAAUCCACUGAUGGAAUAUGAGAGAGAACAUGAAAAUGGAGAAAAUCCUGAGGAAGGCAGUAUGUUGUGCUGGCCUCACACCCCCAGCAGUGACUUUUCAGCCCUGAAACGGUUGCCCUGUUGGGGAAGAAUAACCAUACCCUGCAGCUUCAAAGGACGAACACUUCUGGCAGCCGUUCCAUUGUCAAUACACAGACAGAAACGCACACAGAAUGGUGGCAGGUGUGUUGUCCAGUGUCAGAAGACUAAAAAAGCAAGACAAUGUUCCUUCGGAAUACAGGGUCCUUCACUGGAGCCAUUUGUUAUCCAUUUAUUCAUUUCGCUCCUCUCCCCCCCCCCCCCCCAAGCAUACUUGUCUUGUGAAAAGUGAUUUAUUUUCUGGAAAUUACAUUUCCAAUGUUGUCUUUCCUGUAGUGUUGACAUUAUCGUCUUAGAGCAGUCAGUUCUGUGUAAGACUAAUAAGAGUACACAUUAAGUUGGAUCAGAACCUCAGGAAAUGUUUUCUUCGUCUCCUGCAAAAACAUUCAGUGGCAAAUGUGCUGUAAAGGUGUUACUGUAACUAAAUGUGUGCUCUGUGUUGACUAAAAAGGCAAGACUUUGCUAAACCUUCUUUGUGCUGAACUAUUUAUAAAAUAAAUACAAAACAU